This is a messenger RNA of Scophthalmus maximus (turbot), 2823 nucleotides long. RefSeq names its product NADH-ubiquinone oxidoreductase 75 kDa subunit, mitochondrial. Gene Ontology annotation, biological process: ATP synthesis coupled electron transport. NCBI's taxonomy places the organism in Eukaryota, Metazoa, Chordata, Actinopteri, Pleuronectiformes, Scophthalmidae. The record is from RefSeq and is a predicted model, not a curated record. Bases 150 to 2369 code for a protein of 739 amino acids. Gene Ontology annotation, molecular function: iron-sulfur cluster binding; NADH dehydrogenase (ubiquinone) activity. Gene Ontology annotation, cellular component: membrane. The transcript has 19 exons.
UCUCCUGUGUGGAUUAUGGGUCCCUGGAUUACUUAAUCUGUGACGCAGCAGAAUAGCAACAGGACAGCGCGCUGUCUGUGUGUGCCUGUCUGCCUGUCUGUCUGUCUAUCGUCGCUGGCAGUCUCUCACGGGGACGGACACUGGCGAGCAUGCUGCGUUUGCCUGCGGCCGGGCGGAGGCUCCUUCCUGCGGCUGCCGUCGUCAGAGGAGGCGCGGCCGCGACUCGCACAGCUCGAUCUGCGGCCACAGCUGCAGCUGCAGCAGCAGCCCGUAACCUUGUGGAGGUGUUUGUGGAUGGGCAGCCUGUCAUGGUGGAGCCAGGGACCACUGUGCUGCAGGCGUGUGAGCAGGCAGGCAUGCAGAUUCCUCGCUUCUGCUACCACGAGCGCCUGUCAGUCGCUGGAAACUGCCGCAUGUGUCUUGUGGAGAUAGAGAAAGUUCCAAAGCCUGUGGCAGCGUGUGCUAUGCCUGUUAUGAAGGGCUGGAACAUUUUGACCAACUCUGACAAAACAAGGAAGGCAAGAGAGGGUGUGAUGGAGUUUCUGCUGGCCAACCACCCAUUAGAUUGUCCGAUUUGUGAUCAAGGGGGAGAGUGCGAUCUGCAGGACCAGUCCAUGCAGUUUGGCAGCGACAGGAGUCGCUUCACAGAGGGCAAGAGAGCUGUGGAAGACAAAAACAUUGGCCCACUGAUCAAAACCAUUAUGACUCGCUGUAUCCAGUGCACUCGCUGUGUGCGCUUUGCCAGUGAAAUUGGAGGGGUGGAAGACCUGGGCACCACUGGCAGAGGCAAUGACCUUCAGAUUGGGACCUAUGUGGAGAAGAUGUUCAUGUCAGAGUUAUCUGGGAAUAUUAUUGAUAUAUGCCCAGUGGGAGCCCUGACUUCUAAACCAUAUGCAUUCACUGCUCGCCCUUGGGAGACCAGGAAGACGGAAUCUAUUGAUGUUCUGGAUGCUGUGGGUAGUAACAUUGUGGUGAGCACUCGUGGUGGUGAGGUGAUGAGAAUCCUGCCUCGUCUCAAUGAGGAUAUCAAUGAGGAGUGGAUCUCCGACAAAACCAGGUUUGCUUAUGAUGGUCUCAAGAGGCAGAGGCUCACUCAGCCGAUGGUGAAAAAUGAGUCUGGGCAGUUUGUUGCCACAACCUGGGAAGACGUGCUUACUCGAGUUGCUGGAGCAUUGCAAGGAGUUACGGGACAUGAUGUGGGUGCUGUUGUUGGAGGGAUGGUGGACGCAGAGGCUCUCAUUUCCCUGAAAGACAUGCUGAACCGUUUGAAUAGUGACAACCUGUGCACUGAGGAAGUGUUCCCCAUGACUGGAGCUGGGACUGACCUGCGUUCAAACUAUCUUCUAAAUACUGGGAUUGCUGGCAUUGAGGAAGCCGACCUGCUGCUUCUGGUUGGCACCAACCCACGCUAUGAGGCUCCGCUUUUCAAUGCACGAAUCAGAAAAGGCUGGCUUCACAAUGAAUUGCAAGUGGCUCUUGUGGGAAAGGAAGUGGACUUAAGUUAUACCUAUGACCAUCUUGGGGACUCUGCCAAGGUUCUUCAAGAAAUUGCAUCAGGAACUCACCCGUUCUCACAGGUCUUGGCUGAAGCAAAGCAUCCUGUUGUUGUGGUUGGUAGCAGUUGCCUGCAGAGAGAGGAUGGAGCUGGGAUAAUGGCGGCUGUGUCAACGAUUGCUCAGAAUGCUCGUGUCAGCAGUGAAGUGGAGGAAACCUGGAAGGUUCUCAAUGUGCUUCAGAGGGUUGCCAGUCAAGUGGCUGCACUUGAUCUUGGGUACAUGCCAGGAGUAGACACUAUCAGGAAGAAUCCACCCAAAGUACUGUUCCUACUAGGAGCUGAUGCGGGCUGCAUUACUCGCCAAGACCUCCCUCAGGAUAGUUUCAUAAUUUACCAAGGUCACCAUGGCGAUGCUGGUGCACCAAUGGCUGAUGUCAUACUCCCCGGAGCAGCAUAUACUGAGAAAUGUAGCACCUAUGUGAACACAGAGGGCCGUGCCCAGCAGACCAAGGUGGCAGUGACUGCCCCAGGCAUGGCCAGGGAGGACUGGAAGAUCAUCAGAGCCAUUUCUGAGCUUGCUGGAGUAUCUCUGCCCUAUGAUACUCUUGAUGAGGUGCGUGGGAGACUGGCAGAAGUUUCCCCAAAUUUGGUGCGAUAUGAUGACGUUGAGGCAGCCAACUACUUCAAGCAGGCUAAUGAAUUGUCAAUGGCACUGAACCAGGAUGUCCUAACUGAACCUUUAGUCCCUCCACAGCUUACGGUGAAGGACUUUUAUAUGACAGAUCCAAUAAGCAGAGCCUCCCAGACGAUGGCCAAGUGUGUGAAAGCUGUCACAGAGGGAGCGCAAGCUGUUGACGAGCCAGCCAUAUGCUAAUUCGCACAAUGGAUAGUGGAUCCAAUUCUUGGAUGAAAAAAAUUCUGCGCACAACUCCUCUAUUUGCACAUUCCUAGAAUCAUAUUUAUUUGCACUUGUGUUUUACUAUAGAUGUUUUUACUAUAGCAGAUGCCUCAAUUUAUCCUGCACCUUAUGAAACUGACUCAACUCAACCUGCAGAAUCACGUCUAUGCUAUGUGUAAAUCUAAGCUUAUAGGUUUGACAAAUCUUCAGACAUGCAGUUUAUGUUUGCACUUGUUAGGACCUUCACAUUUUGGUAGUUGAGACCAAAGGUUUAAAAAUCUUUAUCCUCCAAAGGGAGAUACAUUGUCUCCUCGUCCUGUGAAAUGACCAAUAUUUAAAAGUGUUGAAAUUAUAUAUUUUUUUCCUAAAAGUAUAUUGAGCAAGUGUAGCUAUUUGUAAAUGUGGUUAUUUAAUAAACAAGUUUUCUGUG